UCGGUUGUUUGAUUUUCACGUACGUCUCGUUCAAGCCGUAAAUAUGAACUACGACUGGCUUUUUCAGAGACCGCCACACAACACUUCUCCACCCACCUUUUAUGUUUGCAGUAAUGGCUUUUGCCGCUCUCGUUUUCCAUCGCCUUCUUCUUGAUUAUCUCCCCUACUACCACUUCUCUUUCAAUCUCUCGUUCAUCAUCAGUUUGCCUGUCAAAGCCUCCCCCUUUGUCUCUGGGUCUGGAGUUGGAGACCCACACAGCUAAUUAUUAGUUAAGAAUCAUGGGCUACUUCUCGUGCAAUGCAGAAUCCGCCAUCGCCACCUGCGACCCCCAUUACUGGGAUCUCAAGAAGAAAGGAAGAAGAACCCGACCACGCAAACCCAAUCGAGCCCUGAAAGUCAGAGAAUUUUCGUAUGUCGAGCUCGUCGCCGCCACCAAUAGUUUUUCAGCGGAGAGCUUCUUGGGAAAAGGCAGCCAUGGCAGUGUCUACAAAGCCGUGCUCGAGGACGGAAAGCUCGUCGCCGCCGUUAAGAAGACAAAGCUUUUUAGCCCAUCAGCAGCAAGCUUCCAACGCCAUCAGUACCACAACAAUAACUGCACCAACUGUAGCAACUGUACCAGCCCCGCCGAGAAUGAGAUUGAGAUACUCUCCAGGGUACAACACCCCCGGCUCGUCAACCUCUUGGGAUUCUGUUCGGACUCCAAGAACGAUAAACUGCUUGUCGUCGAGUACAUGCCUAACGGCUCCCUCUACGAUCUCUUGCACUCGAGCUCCAGAUCAGCCCCGGGUUGGAGCCGGAGGAUCCGGUUCGCCGUCCAAAUAGCGAAAGCGGUCCAAGCACUUCACUCGUCCAACCCGCCGGUGAUUCACCGGGACAUAAAGUCCUCCAACGUCUUAAUCGACGAAAACUGGAACGCCAGGCUGGGGGAUUUCGGAUUGGCCUUGAGGGGACAUGUGGAAGACGUACGGAUAAAGUGCACGCCUCCGGCGGGGACGUUGGGGUACCUAGACCCGGGAUAUCUUGCUCCGGGGGAUCUGAGCACCAAGAGCGACGUGUUCAGCUUUGGGAUCUUGCUGUUGGAGAUCAUCAGCGGCAGGCAAGCCAUAGAUGUCAAUUACAGUCCCCCCUCGGUGGUCGACUGGGCCGUGCCGUUGAUUAAGCACCACGAGUUCACUGGGAUCUGCGACGACCGCGUCUGUUCUCCGACCGAUCCGGGUGUGAUCAGGCAUCUGGCAGUGCUCGCGGCCAGGUGCGUCCAAUCCAACUCGAAGAAACGACCGGAGAUGGCGGAGGUGGCGGAGUGCUUAAAAAACUCAGCCAAAAUGGUCCACGCGCCGCCGAUCUGGAACAACUUGAGGCGGCGAGCGAGCUGCAUUGAGAAUCCGCGGCCCUUGAUGAAGUCUGAACUGCAAUACACGAGUACUGAAGAGGUUUCGAAGGUCACGAAACUCGGAAGCAGACGAAACAGGAAAGUAUCUGGCGCCAUUCCUCCGGCUCCGGGUGAUCAUCGUAUGGUUAGGUCGAAAUCGGUGGGUUAUGUCAGCGAAACAAAAAUGGGGUCUGGUUCAAAUGUGUGCCGCAAUCGGUCUCUGUCGGCGAGAAGGAAGCCAGCAGCCGGGGUGGUCUUGAAAAUGCCGGUGGUGAAGCUGAGUAAGUCAAGGUCCAUGGGCGUGUUGCAAAGUCCAGGCCUUGUACAUUACAACAAGAGUAGAGGUUUUGUUUUUGAAUAUGGAGGGAAUAAUUCUCGCUCUUCCACAGAACUCGAUGCAUCCAAGUGGGUGAUUGGUUUGAAGAAGAUGCCCGAUAAACCAUUGGUUUCCGUUUAAUUCCAAAACUUGGACCCAUUUCCCGGAAGAUUGUUCA
Molecule: messenger RNA, 1864 nt
Organism: Juglans regia (Persian walnut)
Lineage: Eukaryota; Viridiplantae; Streptophyta; Magnoliopsida; Fagales; Juglandaceae
Product: serine/threonine-protein kinase-like protein At1g28390
Exons: 1
Coding region: 280-1827 (515 amino acids)
Biological process (GO): protein phosphorylation
Cellular component (GO): plasma membrane
Molecular function (GO): ATP binding; protein kinase activity
Source: RefSeq, a predicted model, not a curated record